UUAUGGGAGUUGAAAUGCAAUUGGUGUGUGUGGUAGUGGCCAUGGUUGCAUGCCUUCCCUUAGUCGCGUAUGCGGACGAGGGGACUGCAACUUUUUAUACACCUCCUUACGUUCCCUCCUCGUGCAACGGGUUAAAAAAUGACGGUGUGAUGAUAGCUGCAGCAAGCAGUGCCAUUUGGGACAACAGAGGUGCUUGUGGAAGAAGGUAUAGAGUGAAAUGUACAGGAGCCACAAACCAAGGUGUGCCAAAACCUUGCAAAGGUAACAGCGUUGUGGUCAAAAUCGUAGAUUUCUGUCCUCCCGGAUGUCGAGGAACCAUCGAUCUCUCUCAAGAAGCCUUUGCUGCAAUUGCUAACCCUGAUGCUGGCAAAAUCAAAAUUGAAUUCACUGAGGUUUGAAGCUAGUUUUCUAAGCCAUUAUAAUGAUGUCAUCCAGAGGCCACUUGCAAUGGAAAAACCAGCAGUGCAUUAGAAGUUUUAUUUUUUUUUUGGCAACUCAGUGCAUUAGAAGUUUGGAACUCCAUGUUUCACAUUUCACAAGCUAGCUGAUGUUACCGUAUGUGUUUACUUCAUUAUUGUUAUUAAAUAAAGUUGGCCCUUAC
Argentina anserina (silverweed cinquefoil) is the source of this 601-nucleotide messenger RNA. RefSeq names its product EG45-like domain containing protein. The coding region runs from base 3 to 398 and encodes 131 amino acids. NCBI's taxonomy places the organism in Eukaryota, Viridiplantae, Streptophyta, Magnoliopsida, Rosales, Rosaceae. The record is from RefSeq and is a predicted model, not a curated record. The transcript is spliced from 3 exons. Gene Ontology annotation, cellular component: cell wall; apoplast. Gene Ontology annotation, biological process: systemic acquired resistance.